This is a messenger RNA of Oppiella nova, 633 nucleotides long. Lineage: Eukaryota; Metazoa; Arthropoda; Arachnida; Sarcoptiformes; Oppiidae. The record is from the annotation of a GenBank genome assembly.
AUCCUGCUGGAUGCCGGAGUGACUCCCGCAACGAUCGCCGUCCUGGACGGUGUGCCCCAGAUCGGCCUCGACGCCGACGGCGUGCGUCGGAUCGCGAACGAGGAUCUCGCGAAGGCGAGCGUUCGGGAUCUGCCGAUCCUCGCGGCUCGCGGCGCGAGCGGCGCGACCACCGUCGCGGCGACCGCUCACCUCGCUGCCAUGGCGGGCAUCCGCGUCUUCGCCACCGGCGGCCUUGGCGGCGUGCACCGCGGAGCCUCGAACACCUUCGACGAAUCAGCCGACCUCGCAACCCUCGCCGUGACCCCGAUCACUGUGGUGAGCGCGGGUGUGAAGUCCGUGCUCGACAUCGCGGCAACCCUCGAGCGCCUCGAGUCCCUCAGCGUCCCGGUCAUCGGUUUCGGAACGAAGAUCUUCCCCAGCUUCUGGCUCACCGAGUCCGCCCAUCUGCUCGACUGGUCGGUCGACACCGCGGCAGAGAUCGCCGCAAUCAUGCGGUCUCAGGAUGAGCUUGGGCAUGGCCAGGGAAUCGUGGUCGCCAACGCGAUCCCGCGCGAGCAGCAGUGGGAGCCGGCGGAGCACGACCGAGUGCUCGAGGAGGCUCUCGCGGCCGCCGAGGAAGCCGGCGUGAGAGGC